AUGAAGGAUGACUGGCCGUUUAAAUGGAGUCAACUGGUAAUGCUAUGUUUGACAGUUUUAACAGGCUCAGAUGUCAUCGUUUCCACACAUGCACAAGUUGGGCCAUUUCCCUUUCAAAACACGAGCCUUCCCUGGAGCCAGCGAGUGGAUGAUCUGGUCUCGAGGUUAACUCUGGAUGAGAUCCAGCUGCAGAUGACCAAAGGAGGUGGUGGCGCUCCAGCUAUUCCACGACUGGGUAUUCAACAGUUUGACUGGACCACAGAGUGCCUCCAUGGAGCUGCAGAUUAUAACGGCAACGCUACAGCAUUUCCGCAGUCAAUUGGACUCGCAGCCGCAUUCAGUCCCGACCUGCUGUAUCGAGUGGCCACCGCGAUAGGAGUGGAAGUCCGCGGCAAACACAACGACUACGUCAAGAAUGGUCAGUUUUUCUCUCACACGGGAGCAACUUGUUUCAGCCCGGUGAUCAAUAUCGCAAGGGAUCCCCGCUGGGGCAGAAAUCAGAUCCUUUUUUUGACCGGAGUUCUGGCCCAACAAUUUGUCUGGGGCUUGCAAGGCAAUCACUCCAGAUUCGUGCAGGCAACAGCCGGAUGCAAGCACUUUGACGCUUACGCCGGCCCUGAGAACAUCCCUGUCUCCAGGUUCACCUUCGAUGCACAGGUUUCAGAUGUCGACUGGCAUACAACAUUCCUGCCUGCCUUCAAAAAAUGUGUCCAAGCCGGUACCUUCAGUCUCAUGUGUAGCUACAACAGCAUAAAUGGAGUGCCAGCCUGCGCCAACAAAGAACUGCUAACGGACAUCCUACGAGAUGACUGGAACUUUACCGGGUACGUUGUCGGUGACGAAGGGGCUGUACAGAACGUUCUCCAACGAUUCCAUUACGUCAACUCUAGCGCCGAUGCGGCAGCAGCCUGUGUCAACGCUGGGACAAACUUGGAGCUUCCCGACCCGAGCGAGCCCACGAUAUUCACGUCAAUAGUGGACGCUGUCAGUCAAGGCAAGCUGACCGAAGCCCUGGUCCGAGAAAGGGUCAAGCCGCUGUUCUACACCAGAAUGAGGCUUGGAGAGUUUGACCCCCCAGACGAAAACCCCUAUGCCAGUCUGGACAGCAGUGUGGUGGAGUCUCCAGAGCACCAGGCCUUGGCCGUGGAGGCAGCCAUCAAAUCCUUUGUCCUCCUGAAGAAUUUGAACAAUGCCUUGCCACUGAAUCCUGCCCUAUAUACGCAUGUUGUGAUUGUUGGACCUAUGGCAGACGAUGUUAGCCAGAUAUUUGGAGACUACAGCGCCCAACAAGACCGAGGAUUUACUAAAACGCCGCUACAGGGUCUGGCAACAGUGUUCCUAGGGAUUGCCUUUGGAGCUGCCUGUUUGGACGGACCGCCCUGCAAGUCUUACCAGCCGCAGACGGUCAAAAACCUGGUCACUGGAGCUGAUUUGAUUUUUGUGGCUCUGGGAACUGGGACAGUCAUUGAAUCAGAGGGACGGGACAGACCGGAUGUCAACCUUCCUGGAAACCAAAGCAACGUACUAACGGACACCCUGAACUAUAACGACAACGCCACCAUCAUCGUGUUGCUGUUCAGUGCCGGCCCAUUAAAUGUAACUGUCUUUGACGAGUCACCUCGGGUGGCUGCCAUCAUCGAGUGCUUUUUCCCAGCACAGGCUACAGGGGACGCAAUCGCUGCAGUCAUAGUCAACAAGGGAGGUAACAGUUGUCCUGCUGGCAGAGUUCCUAUAACAUGGCCAAAGUUUGACUGGCAGAUUCCACCAAUGGUAAAUUAUUCAAUGGUUGGCCGGACUUACCGCUACCUGGACUCAGAUCCACUGUAUCCAUUCGGAUAUGGCCUGUCUUACUCACACUUUACCUACACCCAACUGACCGUUUCCUACACGAGAUUACCACGACAUAACAUUUCUGUGACUGUCUCCGUUGCAAACAAAGGACCAUAUGAUGCGGACGAGGUGCUCCAGUGCUACAUACAAUGGCAGAAUCGGUCCCUACCUGUACCACACAUACAGCUGGUCUACUUCAACCGAAUCCUGAUUCAGACACAGACGGAGAUAACCCACACGUUUGAUGUGGCCUGGGAGAGCUGGUCUUACUGGAACAGUGGAGCCUGGGCGGUGCAGACAGGCUCGAUCCGACUAUUCUGUGGCGGACAGCAACCUUUCCAAGCUAAAGCUGUCCCAUCCAAUGUACGAAGUGUGGAGUUUGAGGUGUUCGGGGAUGACUCACCUGGAGUGUAUCGCCCAGAAACU
Messenger RNA from Candidula unifasciata, 2256 nucleotides. Lineage: Eukaryota; Metazoa; Mollusca; Gastropoda; Stylommatophora; Geomitridae. The record is from the annotation of a GenBank genome assembly.